Molecule: messenger RNA, 579 nt
Organism: Pyrus x bretschneideri (Chinese white pear)
Lineage: Eukaryota; Viridiplantae; Streptophyta; Magnoliopsida; Rosales; Rosaceae
Product: protein PHYTOCHROME KINASE SUBSTRATE 3
Exons: 2
Coding region: 1-579 (192 amino acids)
Biological process (GO): phototropism
Source: RefSeq, a predicted model, not a curated record
AUGGAAGGAGACGCCAACAACGUCAAGCUUGCAGGAUCAGUUCAUAUUCCGAAUCCCCCUCCUGCCACGAAGGCUGAGGGUGAAACCAGCGUCUUUGGUGCGGAGAAAUAUUUCAGCAUGAUGCUGGAAGAUGACGGUCCACGACUUGUGGGCUAUGACACAAGCAAAUUCGGGCAGAAGAAGAAAGAAAAUAGUGGUGGUCAGCAGCACAAGCAACCAACGAGCAGGCCAGGAACUCCUAGUACUUGUUCUGAAGCGAGUUGGAACAGCAAAAGCGGCUUCUUAUCUUCGAUGAGAACCCCGUCUCAGAGCAAGAAGAAAAAGGUAAAUCGAAAAAUCAAUAUCUUUUCGAGUUUUAGCUGCAAUGGAUCUUGCUCAGAUAAGAAAUCCAUAUCUGUUCAUGAGAUGAAUGCCAGUCAUGGAGGUCGCGGCGAUAAAGAUUUUAAGAAGCAAAACGUUGGGAAUAUUGAUCACAAUCCUGCUAAGCAGCCUCAACCAAGAUUUAAGGCAAGAGAUGAGGUGUACUACUCCAGCUUUGAAAGGUCAAACAAGGAAGAGCAUAUCGCAUUGGCAAUUUGA